Molecule: messenger RNA, 2917 nt
Organism: Biomphalaria glabrata
Lineage: Eukaryota; Metazoa; Mollusca; Gastropoda; Planorbidae
Product: tubulin-specific chaperone E-like
Exons: 13
Coding region: 104-1717 (537 amino acids)
Molecular function (GO): protein binding
Source: RefSeq, a predicted model, not a curated record
UCGCAAUAUGAAAAGAUUCCAAAUAUUUUGUUCAAUAAAGAUAUUAAAAUAAAUUAGCUUUGUUUCAUAAAACUAUACAUAUUUUUAUUUGUCAUUGUAUAAAAUGGAAGAUUCCGAUCUUCAUCGCUCAGAUGGGUCAAUUCUUCAGGUAGGAGACAGGGUUGAAUGUGAUAGUCAUCGAGCAUGUAUAAGAUUUAUAGGAGAGGUUCCACCAACAAAAGGCUUAUGGCUUGGAGUGGAAUGGGAUGACCCUACACGAGGCAAGCACAAUGGUUCCCAUGAGGGAGUUGUUUAUUUUCACACAAGUCAUCCUACAUCUGGCUCUUUUGUGAGACCCAAGAAAGUGAAAGGUGGUGUAACCAUAGUCCACGCACUGCAAGAACGGUACGGCUUGAAAAAAGAUGAGUAUGCAGGCAUACAGAAAGAGGAAUUGUUUGUUUUAGAUCAGAAUUUUAAGAAAACCAAUGUAGAGAUGGUUGGAGCCAAGAAAGUCAACUUACAGCAGAGUCAAUUCAAUAAGUUAAAGAAGGUGUCAGUUUAUGAUAUGAAAGUUUACGCUGGAGGACCUGAAGGUGAACUGGGCCAUCUGUGUCCCAGCAUUACUGACCUUGACCUGACUGCCAACCUAAUCUCUUCCUGGGAACGUGUUGCAAAGAUGACCAAACAGUUGCCCUACCUCAGGGAUCUAACUGUCAGUGAAAAUCGCCUUGUGCUUCCAAAUGAGCCUACAGCUUUAUGCACUAGCUUUUCUAAGCUAAAAAAUGCAACUAUGAACCAAAUGAAUCUUUCAUGGAAGGAAAUCCUAAGAUGUUGUUCUAUGUUUGUAUUACUUGAAGAACUGCAUGUAUCUUACAACAAUCUUGUUCAGUUGUCAGACUCCACGCAUAUACUUAAACACCUCAAGAAUUUAGAUCUAAUGACUAACAAAAUUGCAGACUGGGAAGAGGUUCUCAAACUAGGAAAUCUCCCAAUGCUAGAGACUCUGGUAAUCAGUGAAAAUCAAAUUAGGUCCAUUCACUUCCCAGACUGCUCACCUACAGAGAAAACAUCUUACUUCAAAAAAUUAAAAAUUCUGAUCAUCAAGUCAAAUUUUAUCACAGAGUGGUCUUCCAUUAAUGAGCUCAAUAAAUUACUCCACCUGGAGGAGCUUGAAGUAGCAGACAACCCAAUCUUAAGGACAUUCACCUAUGACACUGUCCGUCAACUGUUUGUGGCCAAAAUUGGAAGCUUGAAACUUAUUAGUAGAACUCCUAUUUCAUUUGAAGAGAGAAAAGGUGCAGAAAUUGACUACCUAAAACGCUUUGGUACUGAGUGGAAGUUGGCUGGUGGUAACAGUGACAAACUUAAAAACAACCCAAAUAAUGAGUUCAUCACAAAUCAUCCCAGAUACCAAAUUAUUGCAGACAAAUGGGGAGCACCUGAAGACUCUGAGCUUAAUGAGAAAUCAUCAGCGUUAAAAGACAAUUUAUUAAAUGUGAAAAUAUUCAGUCCUAAGCAUCCAGAUAAGGGAACAUUAGAUAAAAAACUUCCAGCUACCAUGUCUAUUCAGAAGUUGAAAACUUUGAUUCAAAGAUUAUACAAAAUGAACACAGAGCCCAGACUUUCUUAUUCCAGUCAUAAGAAAAUCAAUGGACCUGAGAUAGAACUAGACAAUGAAAUGAGACAACUUGGAUUCUAUUCUUUAGAACCAGGGGACACAAUCCUUGUUGCUUGGUGAUGGAAGAGUAGUCCCACAAGGGGGUUUCCCAUAACAGCUGUGAUAAAAAUUGUAUUAACUUGUUUUUCUGCACUCACUUUAAAACCUCUUUGUCUCUAGAUAGGUUCACUAUGAAUGCUGACUGCCUUUCUAUGAAAAAUAUUUUCUUAACUAUUUCUCUCCGUAAUUAUUUACCACAUUCUAGUGGAAUGAAGGUUGGUAUCGUCAGUUAGGAGAGAAAGAGUUAAGUGUUUUGAUUUAAAGCUAUUUUGCAAAGCAAAUUACAUUUUUUAUUUUUUAAGAUUUUAAAAAGGACCUAUAGAACAAACACUACUGUCUGUUACUUAAUGGUAGUUAUUUUCUAAUUUGAUUAUUUUUAAUGACUAUUAUUAAAGUUUAUAUUUAAUCAUUUGCAAUGCAGAUGCCAUUCUGGGCAUGUCCAUUAUUUUCAAUUUGAGCUAGUAAACUGCAGUAAGCCUUUCAACUUACAUUUGUCAUUGGAGAACUGAUAAGGAGUCACUGUGAUAAUCUGUUUAAUUAAUCACAGUGAAUAAUCCAAUCUAAUGGUGCUUUUCUGUACAUCAGAACUAUGUGCAUGUGUUAUUUCUAUUAGUCUGUCUGGAUGUGCUUGAAGAAUCGGUUUGGUUUUAGCUGCAUUUUUUUGUUCUUGGUAUUUGUGGAUAGGAGAAAAGUUUUUUGGGAAUUCAGAGAUGCGUCAUCUUAUCUGGUUGUAAAUGUUUUUAUGAAGAAAAUAAAAAGAAAUGUUAACAUGCUGAUAGUCCACUCAUCAUGACUUCACUGGAGUCGUCUUGGUAUGCCAUUACAGAACAGUGCAAUAUCAUCAACGUAAUAUAUUACUACAAUAGUUUUGUUUUUUAGUCUUUUUUUUUAUUUCACCAUAUUGGAAAAUAUCGUUAAGAUUUGAGAAGGGUAAAGCUAUAUACUCUACUAAGAACAAAAAAAAUUGCUUCAUUGUCUGGGAACUAACAAUGAUAUGUCAAUAAUGAUAUGUCAUUUUAUUUGGAAAGUGUUAGUGAACUUCCUAUAUUUAAACAUGCCAGAAAGAGAAAAACUCUGAAAUGUAGACAUUUAGUACUUCAUUCAGAUCUUAAGUUUAAAUUCUGUUUAGGAAGUGUACCAGUUUGAUGCUUUGUGUUCACUAAUUUGUUAAGUGUCAUCAUCAUGUCAGCUUCACAAUAAAUUGUAACAUCAACACACUUA